Pelobates cultripes (western spadefoot toad) is the source of this 16156-nucleotide messenger RNA. Lineage: Eukaryota; Metazoa; Chordata; Amphibia; Anura; Pelobatidae. The record is from the annotation of a GenBank genome assembly.
AUGUUCCUGUCCCGUCUUUAUUCAAAUGAUUAUCUUUUAAUGUCAGACAAGUAUGUACUAUUAACUACAAGGAAACGAUAAAUCUCGCUGCUUGCGUGUAUAAAUGCUAGCCCUGAAAAUAUACUCACUGAGAACUUGUUAAGCACUCUUUCAUGUCUGUGUCUUAAUUUGCUAAUCAAGAACUCCCAUCAAUUGAUGUGGUGACCGGAGAAUCGAGAAACGAAGGGAGUUGAGUCCAGAACAGCAUUAACCCUUUCAGCCGGGAGCCGGAAUAUGACGCCAGCGCCGCCUGACCGACCGCAAGGCUAACAAGACAUUUGCCCUGGGCAUUUGGGGGCAUCUUUUUUAUUGCCGCCCCCUGGAAAAUGCCGCCAAAGGCAAAUGCCUUGUUUGCCUUGUGGCUAAAACGUCCCUGGUCUGUCUGUCUAUCUGCCUGUCUAUCUACCUAUCUGUAUCUGUCUGUCGAUCCAUUAUUAUUACUUUUAUUAUUAGUAUUGGUAUUUAUAUCGCACCAACAAUAUUAUGGAAGGGGGAAAUGUAACAAUAAAAAGGAUAAUUACAAAAUGAUAGAGGAGCAUCUAUCUGUCUCUUUUAAAAUUUAUACCACCAUUUUAUAGCUAUAAAAAAUGUUUGUUUUUCGAAAUAAUCAUUGAGGAGAAAAAAAAAAAAGAUAAAAAAAAGAUGAUAUCUCUUCCACAUAUAAAUGUGCAGUUAUAUAGAAUGGGAGUUAUUCACAGUAUUAAUCAGCAGGUGGCGCUAGCAGCACUCAUUUGACGGAUCGCUUUGCAGCAGUGUGGCAAGCGUUACUCUUGCUUCACAACAGAAGCUGACAUCUGUCGGCUCGCUUUGCGGCAGUGUGGCGGAUAUGGCUUCUCAUUUCAGUGGAGUGCUGCAGCUGACUGAUCUGGAUGAUUUUAUAGGACCCUCGCAGGUCAGUGAGUCCUGUGGAUUGGUGGGAAAGGGGCAAUAAGCAGUCCUGUUACUCAGAGGGUAAACUGGAAGGGGUUUAGGCUGGGCUGCCUGCAAUCACAUGGCUCUCUGACAUCAUUACAAGAAAACAUGCUGUACAUUUAAACCUCAACAUCCCUUUAAUGUCAUUCCCAAGGUUAAUUAUACAUGGACAAUUAUUUAAAGGGCUCAGAGUGACCACUUCAUUAGCUAAUCUGUAAUAAAUGUAGUAAAACUGUUUGCAGGCACAUGUAUUCUUAUACAUCUCAAAUGGGGUGUUCUAUCAAAUUUUGUAUCCCUGGGUUUGUGUUUUGGCAAACUUUCUCUUUUGCUGUUUUUUGUUUUUGUUUUGUGGUUGUUGUUGUUUUUCUACAUACAAGUCAACUGAUAUAGAUAAGUAGUUGCAGAAAAAAAUUCAAUACUUUUUUUUUUUUAUCAGAAUGUACUUUAUCACAAAAAAUGUAAAAACAAUAGUUAACAGUAAAAAAAAAAAAACCAUAACCUAAAGUGAUUUGCACAUUAUUUAUACUCGCAGUUGUAUGUCCAGUACUUGACACCACAACAUUUUACAAAGUUACAAAAAAGAAAAACUGAGCAAAAUGUCCCACAAAGCAAAGUUCUAAUAUCAUCUAUUAGUAAGUUAUCCGUGUAUACACCAGAUUAUAAUAAAAUACUCUCUAAAUAGGCGACAACAAAACAAAAAAGAAAAUUGUAAAAUGGAAACAGCCUCUACGUUUAAAAUUUUUUUUAAAAAAAAUUGUUAUUUAAUGAUUUAGCAAAUUUGCCUCGUCAAGGAAGAUUUUAUCCUAUACCCACAGCCAUGUCCACGUUCCCCUGCAGCACUGGGAGCUGAGUGUGUCUAGUGAAUGAUAAGGCUGUGUAAGUUAAAGAGAGUCUGUCCAUGCUCAUAAAGUGAUUGUGUGUGAAUUGCAAGUAAUUCAAAGGAAAUGGCAAAUUUUAUGCCAAAAUAGCUGAAUCUCAAUUUUUUUUCCAAGGCAGCGAUGCAUUCAUUUUGUCUGUAUUGCUCUAAAAUGUAAAAUUCACUGUGAAAUCAUGUUGAAUUCCUGGCAAAUCACAUUUUAGUGAAUAUUCCUGCUAAUUGUGAAUUUAUCAACGUUUAUUCCUAUAUUUUUACUCCGAUAAAGGUAUGUAAGCCCAACUUAUGGAAGGUCGACUGUAAGCAAUCUUACAAAAUCUAUUCAUACAAAAAGGAAGGUCAAGGAGUGAGCACACACCUAUCACCAACCAAUAGAGUGGCACGCUUAAAAUAUAACACAAUAACUGUGUGCAGUAAGCAAUAUAAAUUGUCCCGUCUCUAAUAUAUUUGUAUCCUUCCUGUUUUGUGGACGGUAGGACUGUAUCAAGCCGAUUAAGGUAGAGAAGAAGGCUGGGAGGUCUGCUGCUAAGAUCCAGAUUGAAGAUGAUGGAAGCUAUUAUCAGAUCAAUCAGGUGAGCUUGUUGCAAUGGUUAAAUGGUGUAUUGACAGGUCAGACAGUGUGAAUUCAAGCCAGUCUGCCUUUCAAUCCCACAGGCCAGCCUGCUGAGGACAGACCUGCUUCAGUGUUCUCAGCAGUACCAUAGUGCCUUUAGCUUAGCACUAGUACAUGAUACACUCAUCCUAUGCUUUUUGUAAACCAUUCUUUGAUGUCCUCAAAAUUGGACAGUGGGACAGGAUCCAAAAAUCAGGAUGCUUGGGAGGCAUGCAUAAGUGGUGCUUUGCGGGCACAGGAGUGGAUUCUGGGAAUUUUAGUUCAGUUGCUAAUGUUCCACUGUAAAACGUUAAUAGCUGAACUACAACACCCAGACAUUGUGAUUCUUAUAGUAAAAACAACAAAAAACACUGCAGGUUGGGAGGGAGGUCCCGAAAGUGUGGCUGUAUGGAAAAAAACUUAUCGAUAUAUAUUUUUUUUUAAAGAUAAAUUUAAAAAAUAUCUCGUGGUUACAUAACGUGAGUACAUGGAGGAUCUCCUUAACUACUACGACUUGUCAUUCUUUUAAGGUUCAGGACUGAAUUACAGUGUUUGUAUUCAGUGGGCCUGUUGUGGGGUAACUGACUUUAGUUUGUUCACAGGAUGGUGCCUCCCAAAAGCUGGAAAAAGCAAAGAUUACUCUCAAUGACUGCCUGGCGUGCAGUGGCUGCGUGACAUCAGCAGAAACGAUUUUAAUCUCCCAGCAGAGCCACGAGGAGCUCUACAAGAUACUGAAACUGAACAAAGUAAAUAUUGGUGCUGUUCUUUCAUAUAGUGCCAUCUGUGUGCCCCUCAGUUACACGAAAACCAAUAUCGAGGUGUAACAGGGCAGUAAGGUCGAACUAAAUAUUGGCUGAAAUAGAAUAUAUCUCCACUAUUUUCUGCUGUCUGCUUUCUUUUGUUUGGUCUAAAUUUUGCCAUUUUUAUUUGGAAAUGUAUUUACAAAUUUAAUUAUGGGCCCUGGAUUUGCUUUUUUUAUUUUUUUAUUUUUUUUAUUUUUUUUUUGCCUGCUCAUCCAGUGGAUCCAUGAAGUCAAUGAAUUGGUUAGACUGAUCUUAAGAUCUAUUGCUGUGUAUUAAAGGGACAGUCUGCACAUCUACAGCAGUUUAGCUUGCUGAAAAGAUUUAUGAGUGAAGAGUGUGUCCUCCUUUUUCAUAUUACAAAAAGUGCAGAUUUUAACCCCUUAAGGACGGAGCCAAAUGUACACGUUGUGAACAAAACAAAAUGUAAACAAAACCUGGCAUUUGCGCUACAUGUCUGUCCAACCGUAAUACACCUCUUUCAUAGUAAAUACACCCACCCUUAUUAUAUAUCAUUUUAUUCAGGGGAAACAGGGCUUUCAUUUAAUAUCAAAUAUUUAGCUAUGAAACAUAAUUUAAUAUGAAAAAAAUGGGAGAAAAUAAGAUUAUUUUUUUUUAGUUCUACAUGACAUUUUAACUGUCAAUGUCAUAAUACUGUUUGCUUUUACUGCAAUAAAAUACACAUAUUUGUAUUCAGCAAAGUCUCACGUGUAAAACAGUACCCCCUAUGUACAGGUUUUAUGGCGUUUUGGGAAGUUACAGGGUCAAAUAUAGCACGUUACAUUUGAAAUUGAAAUUCGCCAGAUUGGUUACAUUGCCUUUGAGACUGUAUAGUAGCCCGGGAAUGAAAUUUACACCCAUAAUGGCAUACCAUUUGCAAUAGUAGACAACCCAAGGUAUUACAAAUGGGGUAUGUCCAGUCUUUUUUAGUAGCCAUUUGGUCACAAACACUGGCCAAAGUUAGCGUUAGUAUUUGUGUGUGAAAAAUGCAAAAAACGCCAAUUUUGGCCAGUGUUUGUGACUAAGUGGCUACUAAAAAAGACUGGACAUACCCCGUUUACAAUACCUUGGGUUGUCUACUAUUGCAAAUGGUAUGCCAUCAUAGGGGUAAUUUUCAUUCUUGGGCUACCAUAGGGUCUCAAAGGCAACGUAACCAAUCUGGUGAAUUUUAAUGUGAAAAAAAUGAAACAUAAGCCUUAUAUUUGACGCUGUAACUUUUUUCAAAACAGUAAAAAGUAUCGCAGCAAUAAUAUCAUCUGUGUAAGUGCUGUUUGUGCAUGAAAAAUGCAAAAAAAGUCACUUUUACUGGCGAUAUCAUCGUUGUAAUACAUUUUACGGUUUUGAAACACUAAUAUUUGUGUUCAGCAAAGUCUCCUGAGUAGAACAGUACCCUCCAUGUACAGGUUUUAUGGUGUCUUGGAAAGUUAUAGGGUUAAAUAUAGUGCUAGCAAAUUAAAUUCCCUUUACUUUCGGCAUGGGUUGUCAGGCAGGUCCCACUAAUUGUAAUUAAUUAAGAUACCCAAUUAUGUAAAAUAUUACAUAAAUAUAUAUGUAGAAUUAAUAUGUGUGUGUGUGUGUGUGUGUGUAUAUAUAUAUAUAUAUAUAUAUAUAUAUAUAUAUAUAUAUAUAUAUAUAUAUAGUUAUAUAUUUAUGUAUAUAGAUAUAAAUAUUAUUUCAUUCUACGUGUAUUUUGAUAUAUAUAUAUUAUCACAAUACAGUUAGAACGAAAUAACACACAUCUAUAUAUUUAAUAAUUUUUUUAAUUUUAUUUUUUAACGUAUUUACAUUUUUUUUAUAUUAUAUAUAAAUAUAUAACAAUAAUUAUAAUUAUAUUUAUAUUACUAGUAAAAUACACCUAGACUGUGUGUGUGUAUGUAUAUGUGUGAUCUAAGUAUAUAAUUUUUUUAUUUUUUUUUACACUUCUAAUUUUAUUUUAUUUCCAGCCAGCAGGGGGACUAUCUGUCAUUACAGACAGUCCCCCUGCUGGCAAUACAGAAGCCAGCUAACCCGGCCAUGUGAUUGUGAGUUCCUCGCAAGGACCUCACUCUCACAUGCCCAGGGGGGCUUUAGGACGUUGGAUGUGCCGCGGGAGGCUCCCUGGGAGUCCCCCCAACCGCGAUCGCCGGCGUGGGAUCGCCAGCGACCAGGUAAGUAAAAAAAAAAAAACGGAGGGCGUACUACUACGCCGGGCGGCGUUUAGAGCCACUUAAAAUAGGACGUAAUAGUACGCCCUCCGGUCUUAAGGGGUUAAUAGAAUUAUUCAUCUUUGCAAAUUAACCUGGUAACUCCUCCUUGGCUUUCAAUCAGGCAGCUUGUCAUGUUACUUCCUGCUUUGGUUAACUGAGUGGAGCUAAACUCAAGAGGCAGCAAUUGCCCAGAGCACCUACCAUGCAGAGACUUUCAUUGAGCUGCACUGGGAAGUCUGUGAUUGGACAGCCACAAAAGGUCUGGGCGGGGUUAGAAGGGGAGGGCUUGCAAAGGCUGCAGACAAUAGAUCUGCAACGUUUGCAAGUUUUUUUUAGAUAUACCACCAAUGACAAAAAUGCACAAUUAGAUGCGUGCAAGUUUCCAGUCAGGGAAUAUCUAAUAAAUUGUUUUGUUUUUAAACAAAAAAAGGAUAUUUGUUUUCUUCUGUUGGAGUGUUCUUUUAAUCUGCAUGAUUUUCCAAGCAGGAAGAAGAUUCGUCUCAGCAUAAGCUGGUUGUAGUGUCUUUGUCCCCGCAGUCUCGAGCAUCUCUGGCGGCAAAAUUUAACCUCAGCAUCACAGACACAGCCAAAAAACUAACUUCUUUCUUCAAGCAGAUAGGUAAGUCCUGUGUACUGAAUUAAAGGGCCUCCUGAUUUAAAGGGCCUCCUUAACCAUGCCUGCAUAGACAUGUUCAUGCAAGAAAAGUUGCUAGGUAAUGUGCAGACAAGAAAUCCUGUUGUAAAAUGUGAAUAGAACUGAGUGCAGAUGUCACAAGGAUGGAAAACAUAUUUUGACUAUAUGAAUGGUCUUCGUUCAUACUAUAAACACUGAUUGGGUGGCAGUCUGUUUAACGUCUUUUAUCCUGCUGAUUUUAAUGUACUUUAACAUAUAAGUAAAUGUGUGUGAGGGAAGGAAGGGUUGACUGGUGGCAGAGUGAGGGAAGGAGGGGAUGACUGGUGGCAGUGAGGGAGGGGGUGACAUAGUAAGGGAGGGGGAUGCUUAGUGGCAGUGUGUAUUAUGACAUUGACAGUUAAAAUGUCAUGUAGAACUAAAAAAAAAAUCUUAUUUUCUCCCAUUUUUUUCAUAUUAAAUUAUGUUUCAUAGCUAAAUAUAUUUGAUAUUAAAUGAAAUCCCUGAUAUUCAAAUGCUUUCACUCAACACUCUUGAUUUAUGCAAAAGUCCAAUCCAUUUGCUUACCAAUCAAUUAACUCCAUCUAGUGAGGAGUAUAGAUAAUGCAAAGCCGAGUGAAUCGCUUAUGGCAUGCCACCUCACUGCUCCAUGGCCUGCGAUACUCUCUAAAUCCAGUACAAGAGCGCCUUAAUGUAAAGCAUGGCAUGUCUAUGACCCUAAUCCUUAAAGAUUGUGCUUAGAUUACCUAUUUUUGCUGGACACUUUGUAUAUCACUCGAGGUCCAGAAUGGCCACAUUUCUGCUUCCAAUACAGCCAUAUUUCCUGUUCAGCUUCCAUCGUUUCAUUCCUAUUCUGAACGAUGUAAUAUCUGAAGCAGAGGACCUGGCUUUAAUUAUUUGUAAGAUUUGGUACCAAUGCACCAUGAAUCUAAACAAGGGUUUGUUGAUGUCUUUUUCUUGUGUGUGUGAGUUUUAUCUGAUUGUGUCGAUUGCAAAUUGUUCUUUCAGCUGUGUGUUUUAUCUGUUUCUAUUCGCAGGAGUGCACCAUGUGUUUGACACCACUUUUGCGAGGAACUUCAGCCUACUGGAGAGCCAGCAAGAGUUUAUAAAACGCUUCAAAAAACAGAAGGAGGAGAAAACUCUCCCCAUGCUGGCCUCCGCCUGCCCAGGUACACAAAACUAUUGUCGUUUCCUGAGUGAGGUCCUGUCAGUGGACAAUGAUAAACUCAUAAACUCUUGUCUCUCCUCCUCCAGGAUGGAUCUGUUAUGCUGAGAAGACCCAUGGAAGCUUUAUAAUACCGUACAUCAGCAGCGUCAAGUCCCCACAGCAAGUGAUGGGAUCGCUCGUUAAAAAACACUUUGCACAAGAAAUGGUAAAGAGUUCUCAAAGUUAUAGUAAAUUUUAUAUAUAUAAUCUUACUUUAUGUGUAAUAAACACGUUUUUAUUUUAGAUGCAUUUAACUGAAAAAUCUAAAAAAAAGUGCUGGAAUAUAUAUUCCAUAGACUCCUGGUGAUUUAUGUUAUAUGUCAAAUAAUGGAAAAUUUAAGACUGGCUAAUGCAUAUAUCUAUACAGGGCCGGACUGGGAGAAAAAUUCAGCCCGGGCAUUUUUUUUAGCACAGCGGCCCACUAAGAAGGGGGCGGGGCAGAGAGGGUGUGUUUCGUCAUCACCAAAGACAAACACGCCCCCUCUCAAAGUGAGCGUUGGGUCAAUGCUCUUCCAGGGCAGAGCUCUGCUAAAGAGCUCUAGCAUGAGAAGGAAAAAAAAACCUGUAUUUGUUCUGCACAGUGCAAGCAAAUUUAAUAACAUGCUUGCACUGUGUUUCCUUGAAACUUGUCUCUGGUGUCUCUAUAAAUGGAUACCAGGAGACAAAAGGGCAAGAAAAGAGUAUUGUGCAUGUGUUUGGAGCCUGCUUUGGGAUUGUGUGUGUGCAGAGUGAGCUGGUCGUGGUUUGGUAUUGUGUAAUAAGGUUGGUUUUAGUCGUGUUGUGUUUGUGGUGUAAUGCAUAUGUGGCUAGGAGCUGAAGAGAAUGUGUGUAUAGGGGAUGUAGUAAAUGUAUGCACACAGGCUAUAGUGUGUGUGUGUGUAUAUAGGUGAUGUAGUGUUUGUAGGGGUUGUAGAGAGUGUGCGUUUAGGGGUGUAGCAUGUGUUUGUUUACAAGGAAUCUAGUGUGUGUGUAUCAGGGAUCCAAAGUGUGUAUGUUAGGAAUGUAGUGUGUGUAGGUGGUGCAGUGUGUGUGUGUGUGUAUACAGGAGUCUAGUGUGUGUUUGAAGGACCCAGAAUGUGUAUGAGAUCUAGUGAGUGUGUGUAUAUAGGGAUUUAGUGUGUGUAUAUGAUCCAUAGUUGGGUAAGGGAUAUAGUGUGUGUCUGGAAUGUAAUAUGUUUAGCGGUGCAGUAUGUGUGUGAGCGGUGCUGUGGUGUGUGUGUGUGUGUGUGUGUGUGUAUGUGUGUGUGUAUAUAUAUAUAUUUAUAUUUGGAAGUAUUGUGUGUGUGUGUGUUUAGUGCAGUGUGUUGGGGUUCUGCGUGUAUGUGUGAGGGGUGCAGUGGGUGUCUGUGAGGGGUGUAGUGUGUAUGUGAAGGGUGCAGUAUGUGUGUGUGAUGGAUGUUGUGUUUGAGGGGUGCUGUGUGUGAAGAUGCUGUGUAUGUUGUGAUUAAGGGUGCUGUAUGUGGGUGCUGUGUUAAAGGGUGCAGUGUGUGUGAUUUGUGUGUGUGUGUGAUGUGUGUGAAAGUGCUGUGCUGUGUGUGAGUGCUGUGUGUGAAAGUGCUGUGUGUGAUGUGUGUGAGUGUGCUGUGCUGUGUGUGAGUGCUGUGUGAGAGAGUGCUGUGUGCUGUGUGUGAGAGUGCUGUGUGUGAGAGUGCUGUGUGAGAGAGUGCUGUGUGAGAGAGUGCUGUGUGUGAGAGUGCUGUGUGUGCUGCGAGUGCUGUGUGUGCUGCGAGUGCUGUGUGUGAGAGUGCUGUGUGUGAAUGUUAAAAGUGAUUGUGUGUUGGGAGGGUAAAAAAAAACAACAACAAAAAUGCAUUAUAUCUGCCCCCCCCACCCCCCCCCCUUUACCUUUAGCCUGGGAGGGGUCCGGCACGGUGGUAGCUGGGAGGAGGGGGACCGGCACACUCACAUCAUCCCUGGUGGUCCAGUGGUGAGUGAACUCUAGCCUAUAGGCUAGAAUUCAAUCUCGCGAGAGAAACCCGGCGGAGCUGCAAGAUAGAGCUCCGCCGGGUCCUCUCCCUCCCUCCCCAGCCGCAGGUCUGUUUAAAUGGGCCGGUGAGGGAGAUCUUUGAUCUCCCCACCGGCCCUCCAUGGCAAACAGCGGGGCCGGCGAUAGGAGAGUGCCGGCCCUGCAUAGACCGGCAGGGGAGAUCCUGGGACCUCCCCUGCCGGCCUCGGCCACCGCGGCCCACCGGGCAUUUGCCCGGUGUGCCCGAUGGCCAGUCCGGGCCUGUAUCUAUAUAAUGCAUUAUAACAUUGUGAAUAAGCCCGAGCUUGUAAGGUCCUAUUAAUGGGUUUCUCCAACCACCAUGACCACUUCUGCUUUUUGACCACCAUGACCACUUCUCCAGCAUUAAAUACCAGUUUUUGUACUAUGUCUGAUCCCUUUUCAUUUUGCUAAAUUCAGAAUUUAAAACCGAACCAGAUCUACCAUGUGACAGUGAUGCCUUGUUACGACAAGAAGCUGGAGGCUUCAAGACCAGAUUUUUAUGAUUCGGAAUACGAGACACGGGAUGUUGAUUGCGUCAUCACAACUGGUGAAUGUUUCCUCAGUAAUUUACAUGUUAAUGUUUAGAAGAAUUUCAUUGUAUAUAAUUUAGUAAAUCCUGGUAACGUUCAAUAAAUAACAUAAAUAUAUAUAUAUUUUUUUUUUUUAUUAGGGGAAGUGUUGCGGAUGCUGGAACAGGAGGGAUUGUCUUUAUCAGAUGUGCUGCCAUCUCCUCUCGAUACAUUGUAAGAUUUAUUCAUUUUAUCUAUUCCAAACGUAAUUUUUUUUUAUGUAUGUAUGUGUGUAUGUAUAUAUAUAUAUAUAUACACACACACACACUCGGGUCCAUAAAUAUUGGGACAUCGACACAAUUCUAAUCUUUUUGGCUCUAUACACCACCACAAUGGAUUUUAAAUGAAAUGAACAAGAUGUGCUUUAACUGCAGACUUUCAGCUUUAAUUUGAGGGUAUUUACAUCCAAAUCAGGUGAGCGGUGUAGGAAUUACAACAGUUUGUAUAUGUGCCUCCCACUUUUCAAGGGACCAAAAGUAAUGGGACAAUUGGCUGCUCAGCUGUUCCUUGGCCAGGUGUGUGUUAUUCCCUCAUUAUCCCAUUUACAAGGAGCAGAUAAAAUGUCCAGAGUUCAUUUCAAGUGUGCUAUUUGCAUUUGGAAUCUAUUGCUGUCAACUCUCAAUAUGAGAUCCAAAGAGCUGUCACUAUCAGUGAAGCAAGCCAUCAUUAGGGUGAAAAAAGAAAACAAACCCAUCAGAGAGCUAGCAAAAACAUUAGGUGUGGCCAAAUCAACUGUUUGGAACAUCCUUAAAAAGAAAGAAUGCACCGGUGAGUUCAGCAACACAAAAAGACCCGGAAGACCAUGGAAAACAACUGUGGUGGAUGACCAAAUAAUUCUUUCCCUGGUGAAGAAAACACCCUUCACGACAGUUGGCCAGAUCAAGAACACUCUCCAGGAGGUAGGUGUAUGUGUGCCAAAGUCAACAAGAAAAGACUUCACCAGAGUGAAUACAGAGGGUUCACCACAAGAUGUAAACCAUUGGUGAGCCUCAAAAGCAGGAAGGCCAGAUUAGAGUUUGCCAAACAACAUCUAAAAAAAAGCCUUCACAGUUCUGGAACAACAUCCUACGGACAGAUGAGACCAAGAUCAACUUGGAGAGGGAAAGGAACUGCUCAUGAUCCAAUGUAUACCACCUCAUCUGUGAAGCAUGGUGGUGGUAGUGUCAUGGCAUGGGCAUGUAUGGCUGCCAAUGGAACUGGUUCUCUUGUAUUUAUUGAUGAUGUGACUGCUGACAAAAGCAGCAGGAUGAAUUCUGAAGUGUUUCAGUCAAUAUCUGCUCAUAUUCAGUCAAAUGUUUCAGAACUCAUUGGACGGCGCUUCACAGUGGAGAUGGACAAUGACCCGAAGCAUACUGCAAAAGCAACCAAAGAGUUUUUUUAAGGGAAAGAAGUGGAAUAUUAUGCAAUGGCCAAGUCAAUCACCUGACUUGAAUCCGAUUGAGCAUGCAUUUCACUUGAUGAAGACAAAACUGAAGGGAAAAUGCCCCAAGAACAAGCAGGAACUGAAGACAGCUGCAGUAGAGGCCUGGCAGAGCAUCACCAGGGAUGAAACACAGCGUCUGGUGAUGUUUAUGCGUUCCAGACUUCAGGCUGUAAUUGACUGCAAAGGAUUUGCAACCAUGUAUUAAAAAGUGAAAGUGUGAUUUAUGACUGUUAAUCUGUCCCAUUACUUUUGGUCCCUUAAAGAGUGGGAGGCACAUGUACAAACUGUUGUAAUUCCUACACCGUUCACCAGAUUUGGAUAUAAAUACCCUCAAAUAAAGCUGAAAGUCUGCAGUUAAAGCACAUCUUGUUCAUUUCAUUUCAAAUCCAGUGUGGUGGUGUGUAGAGCCAAAAAGAUUAGAAUUGUGUCGAUGUCCCAAUAUUUAUGGACCUGACUAUAUAGUUAUGGGCUAACAGAGAAUUGUUGGGAAUUGACCAGGAAAUACAAAUUGUAGACCAAAUCAACGAGGAUAAAAACAUUGCUGAAUUAGAGAAUUUGUGCAAAUUUUGGCUAUUUUACCAAUAAAUAAAAAAAUAGAGAGAGCAAAAGUGCUAGUGAAAAAUAGCAACUGUUUGCAACCCAAAUUUGAUGAUAAUCUUGUCUCAAGGGAAUAUCUGUAGGGGACAGAAAAAGACAGAGAUGGAAGAGUGCCAAAUUGGAGUUAAGGAAGACUAAUGGACCAUAUAAAAGGAGGCAAAGCUCUGAAAGUUCCUUAUAGUCUCUUGAAGAAGACGGUACUUGCAAAAACAUGUUUGCACCUUGUCAGGGAGCCUGGCUUAUCACAUUCUAACAUAUUAUUCAUUUGUACCUUACCCUGUAUUUUGGCUUGCACUUAUAGCCUUUUUUUUUUUUUUACUUUUAAUAAAUUGGUUGCUGUGUAUACUGGUGGAUAUCCUGUAUUCUACACUGAAAGACCACAUUGGCCCAAGAAGGGAGGACCAGAAAACGCUAUAUGCAGAGCCUGGUCACGCUCUAUUACGUGUGCGUGAACCAAUCUAGCAUUCCCUGUGACCUUUUAUUAUUUACUGUGUUACGCUUUGAGGGCUUGGCUUUUCUGUUCUCUACUGAUCCUCUGUUUCAGACAUUCCUUUGAAACUAGGUAGCCUCAAAUUUGGCUAGUUUAUAUUUACUAUUUUUCACUGGCACGUUUGUGCACUCUUUGUUUAUUGGUGACCGUGUGGGAGGAGGAGUUUUGUGUGCUUUUUUUUUUCUUCAUUUAUGUCUUUUGCUGCAUAUAAAAGCAUCAUUCACAUUGUUUUACUUAGUUUUUUGUUUUUUUUUUAGGUAUUUUAGUCCACGUUUUGCAAUUCCCCAUUUGUAUUCCUGAAACAUUAUAGAGUUCAGUUUCAUAUAAUUCUAUAGGAGUUUGUGAAAUAAAGCUCAGAGUUGGUAUGGAGUAUCAGACAUGGUGUGAGGGUUGUUUCUAAAUGUUUUUGUGGAUAUUGUAACUGUGUAAAAAAAUUAAGAAAAUUAUAAAAAAAAAUCAGUGUGUGUUGGGAAACCAGCAUUGUUUUUUCUUGAAGCAUUUCUUUUAGAAAUUAGCCAAUUUUGAGCAAAUUAAAAAAUUUAUGUUUGCAAAUGCUAGAUCAACACUAUACGUGUAAAGACUAAUUCUGGGAUAAAGUUCUUAGAAGUGAGUAAUUACCAUAGAAGCCAAUGGAUUAUUCAUGUGGCAGGAUGGGGUAAUGACACGCUUCCUGUAAACAGACCUAACGGAACCAAACUUAGAAGCUUUAAACCCUCACAUGUAUGGGGUAAGAUCUAAAUCGCUCAAUGUCAUUUUUUUUACAAAUGACUUAAAGCUCAAUUUUCUUUCUUCAGCACGUACACUAUCGUUUCCUCUUUAAUUAGUUUGUUUCAUUAUAUUGUAAGCAACCAGUGCACAAUGUCUUGUCUUAGUGACAAGUAUAGACAUCUCUUGUUUUUCGAAGUGCAUGUAAGCUGAACUACAUGUUGAAAGAACAGGCGCACUCCGAGCUCCAAGAUAUGUACUUAUUGGUUAAUGCACUAAUCAGUGAGAUGACAACCAACAUAGUAAAUUUUAAAUAAAUUUAAGGAAAUUAAGGAAAAAAUAAUUAUUUUUUAAGAUUUUUUUUUUUUUCUUAUUAAUUUCAGUCUUCUGCAAACUGCGCUUAAUUAUUUAAUGACAAAGGCCCUGUUAUUGCUAGACUAGAACUUUGCCUAACCGCUUCAUUUAAAGGGAAACGAUUAAAUAAAAAAUGUUCUAUUUUUAUUAAAAUGGACACUAUAGGCACUCAUACUAGUUAAUAUCAUACGCAUUUGUAAUCCUAACACUAUAGUGUUCUUUUAAUAAGCUAUCUGAUAUCUUUGUGACUUCCCAGUCCCCCGUUUGAGUUUUUAAAAUUAAGGCUAAAUAACCUUUUACUUAUAUUUUUCAAGUACUGAAACUCAGCCCAUGCAACCGCCUCCUCAGUCUCUCGUUUCCUUCUCUCUCCUCUUCGUCUUCUCCAAUUAAAUUCUUCUCAUAGAGAAGCAUUGUCGACGAGUAGAGCUUGCACACCAAGUGCCAUUCUCUUCCAGUCAAAUGCUUCUCAAAAAUAAGCAUUUAAUUCUGUUUUUUUAUGAGAAGCAUUGAAUUUCCAGCGUCCUCAUGCAAUGUGUGAGGACAUUGAACGUCAAGAACAAAGCAUGACUUUGAUACCCUCAUUUAGAUUUGACCGUCCCCUUUCCCACAGCAGAAAUCACGCAGAGAAUUUAAGAUUGGUAAACUUUUUGAAACACUAUCCCCAUUUUUAAAAACAAAAAAUUUUUUAGCAAACGAUUAGGGAUCCUGGAAUUUGAAUCAUAUUGGAAAUAUUUACUAUGUCCCUGUGAAAACAAAUUGUGGGGAGUUCUGUGUUUCUUUAUGCACAUGUUCUUGUUUCUGUAAAUAAUAUAUGCAAAACCUAAUUAAAGAAAUAAAAAUGGACAGAGUCUGACUCUCACAGUGGAAGCAGCAGGUACUAGAGUUGUCUUUAGCCUUGCAAAGUAAACUUCAAUGUUUUACACUGUGGAAAGCAAAAUACCAGAGGCACUGCAGCCAGACCACUUUAUUGAACUAAAGUGUUCUGGGUACCUGUAGUGUCCCUUAAUUGCAGUUAUUUUAUCUUACACUAACUAGCCAUGAGGAAGAACGGUUGACGGUGCGUUGUUUUGUAUCUGCACAGGUUCAGCAGUGUGACAGAAGACGAACCACUAGGACACCAAGGUGGAGGAUCAGGUGGAUACUUGGAGCAUAUUUUUAAGCAUGCUGCACAAGAGCUUUUUGGCAUCCAAGUGGAUCAUAUUAUGUACAAGCCUUUAAAGUAAGAAGACUUCUUCCGUUUUGUUUAAUUGCAACUUUUAGUGUCCAGCAAGGAUUUAGCCAAUUAUAAUUAUUUGUUUGGAGCUGAUGAAUACUGUAGCCAUUGCUGCCGCCCAGGAGCAGUGGGAGUUUGAGCGCAAGGCUUAGAUUUGUGUUUGUAAUUAUAAAAUUAUGAAUAUGUACUAUUUCAUUUAAGGUCACGUAUGCAGCUUAAAACUAUUGAAAUAUUAAUCAGUUAUUUUUUUUAAUUAUUAUUUUAGAUUUGCUUAAAGGGUUUCUCCAACCCUUUUUUCAGUUUUAUCAGAAUACUGACCAAACAAAAAGUUCAAAGUGUGUUAAAAAAAACUAGGUUUUUACUUCCUUAAAUUCUGCAGCGGGCGAAGAUUCCAGAGCUGCUCAGGGUCACGUUGACAUCCAAUCAAAGUCUUCUCCAUAUGACUUCAAAUACACAGUGAUGCUCAGUAAUCAAAUGCAGAAACAUUUUUUCCCUAUCACCCAAUUACAUGUUUUACAGAGCCUGUUUUUCUUUAAUCUGGAUAUAACUUUUUGUUUAGGAAUAAAGAUUUCCAAGAAGUGACGUUGGAGAAGGACGGCCAAGUGGUUUUACAGUUUGCAUUAGCUUAUGGCUUCCGAAACAUUCAGAACCUUGUCCAGAAGCUGAAAAGAGGACGGUGUACCUACCACUAUGUGGAGGUUAUGGCUUGUCCCUCAGGUAUUUUCCAGUUCUCAGAAUCAUACAUUUGUUAAAUAUAGGCGAUACGUCAACAAAUUAAAAAUACUGGGAAGUGAUUGGAUAAAAUAGUGAUUGUGCUUUGUUCGUUGAGAGUCCUAAAGGAAUAUUUUUGUCCUUUUCAGGUUGUUUGAAUGGUGGUGGUCAGAUCAAAGCAGGAGGAGAAGCCAGUAAGGACUUGCUGCAGAGAGUGGAGCAGUUGUAUGAGUCUGUAAGAACUGAACAUCCAGAGAAUAGCAGUCAAGUACAGCAACUUUAUGAACAAUGGCUGGGGGGCAACAAGUCUACCAGGGCAGAGCAGGCUCUCCACACUCAGUACCAUGCUGUUGAGAAGAUAAACACAGGGCUGAACUUAAAGUGGUGAAUGAGAGACACCAUGGACUCUAAUCUUGCUCGCACCGAGUGGCUUUUCCCCCCAAUCGAUAAUACCAGAGAUUUAUCAAAAGAGUGAAAGGUGUCCAGAUGACCAGCAAUAUGGGUUUAGAAUAUCUGUGACCUACCAGAGAGAAACAAAACCAAUCUCCAGCAAAUAAGGAUGCUUGUAUCUCUUCUGCACUAUUUCAUAUCAUAAUAUUUAUACGUUGGUCUCUUUUUUUUCUGUUCCUUGAAUCAGUAAGGUUCCUGAUUGGAGAACACCAAAGUGGGAUUUUCAUUUACUAUUUUGGAAUCAGUUAUACGGUGUGAUCUAUUUUUAAAUGAUUCAGCAAUACCAUAAAUCAUCUGUGUAUUAAAAAUCUGUUACUCCAUUUGAAUUAUACUUUCCAUUAUUUGUUUGUUCAGAGUGUCAGAGGGGUACAAAACACAUUGUGACCAACAGGUCUGCCGUAGCGAUGGUCACUGUG